Gossypium arboreum is the source of this 1691-nucleotide messenger RNA. RefSeq names its product heat stress transcription factor A-8. Gene Ontology annotation, molecular function: DNA-binding transcription factor activity; RNA polymerase II cis-regulatory region sequence-specific DNA binding. Gene Ontology annotation, cellular component: nucleus. The transcript has 2 exons. The coding region runs from base 156 to 1358 and encodes 400 amino acids. Gene Ontology annotation, biological process: regulation of transcription by RNA polymerase II. The record is from RefSeq and is a predicted model, not a curated record. NCBI's taxonomy places the organism in Eukaryota, Viridiplantae, Streptophyta, Magnoliopsida, Malvales, Malvaceae.
CGAAGCAAGGAAAAUCCAUAAAAUUUCCCCAUUUUUACUACAAUUUCCAGUUUACCCUUCUCAGGCCUUUACCAAAGAGUCGUACUAUAAAAACAAAAUUGCUCACACUAUUCUAAAUAUCAAAUUUCUUUACUUUUUUUAAUUAAAAUUCAAUUAUGGUGAAACCGAGUGAAAAUGGGUCUCAGUCAAUAGCACCCUUUCUAAAAAAAUGUUAUGAAAUGGUGGAUGAUGAGUCUACUGAUGCGAUAAUUUCAUGGAGUCAAAAUAACGAUAGUUUUAUAAUUUGGGAUAUGACUGAAUUUUCAGUUCAUUUGCUCCCUAAGUUCUUCAAGCACAGCAAUUUUUCCUCUUUCAUCAGGCAACUCAAUAUUUAUGGUUUUAGAAAAAUUGAUACAGACCGUUGGGAAUUUGCAAAUGAUGGAUUCGUCAGAGGUCAAAAGGACUUGCUUAAGAAUAUUGCUAGACGGAAACACUCCCCAGGAUCUGAGCAGCGUAAACCAUUGCAGCAGCAGCCACUACAGCAGCUGGAGAACACUGUUGGAUCAUGCGAAAACAAUGAAAACACUGCACUGUGGAAGGAAGUUGAGAAUUUGAAGACUGAUAAAAAUGCUCUGAUGCAGGAAUUGGUUAAACUUACGCAGUUCCAGGAAACUGCAGACAAUAAGGUUCUUCUCUUGAAGGAACGUCUUCAAGGAAUGGAGAAAAGUCAGCAGCAGUUGUUAUCCUUCUUAAUAAUGGCUAUGCAGAGCCCCGGCUUUUUGGUCCAACUGAUUCAACCAAAAGAAAAUAAUUGGCGCAUGGCUGAACCAAGCAAUAUGCUAGAACAAGUUACAGAAGAUGGUGAACCAAUUGCUUCUGAUAAUAUGAUAGUAAGGUAUCAGCCUCCGAUGGAUGGAACAUCAAAGCCAGUACUUGCACCAGUGGUAGAUUGCGAAAAUCCUCAUGAAUCUGAUAACUCUUCAGAUGGAACAAAAGAUUUUUGGAUGAAUAUUGAUUUCGUGAAAGUGCUUAUGGAUGAAAGUCAUACACCUUUCAUUCCCCCAGAUAUACACGAUGAUGGUGCGUGGGAAAAACUUCUUUUAGGCAACACAUUUCUAGAGAAUAAUGACAGUGGAAAUCAAGAUAAAGAAAGCCCCUUGAACUCUGGUAUGGAAAUGGAGGUAACAGAUUCCGAAACCCAUUCAGAAAAGUCGUGUAGUUUUGAACAGUUACUACAAAAUAUGGGGAAAUCCCAGAACCUAGAGAUUGAACCACUUGUAAAUGGAUCACCAUUAGAGAAAUCUCCAGACUUGGAACUUCUAACAGACCAAAUGGGCCAUUUGACUUCCGAGAGUACUAAACCGCACCGAACUCCUUAGAAAGGUACUCUUGGAAACCUUUUAGCAGAAUGCCUAUCCUAUAUCCAAUUUAUAUACAUUUAUAUUCUUCUUUUCAUUACACUAUAUCUAAAUACAUGCAGCACGAUCUUCACAAAAGGACUGCCUAGCAAUAUAUAGAACAACCAGUGAGUAAUGGAGGAUGAUAUAUGGUAGUUUACCUUUGUUUAUGCCAAGUAGUUGUAGCUAUCAAAAUGAAGUUAUCAUUUUAAACUUGUUGGUCCAUUUCUAAGUUAUUUAUAAACAUAGGUUAGAUAUAGUCCUUAAACAAUCUCUACUAUUCAUCAUAAUACCAAUUAUGUAUUUGCCUGAGAA